Messenger RNA from Scheffersomyces stipitis CBS 6054, 630 nucleotides. RefSeq lists its product as uncharacterized. Lineage: Eukaryota; Fungi; Ascomycota; Pichiomycetes; Serinales; Debaryomycetaceae. The coding region runs from base 1 to 630 and encodes 209 amino acids. The record is from RefSeq and is a predicted model, not a curated record. The transcript has a single exon.
AUGUUGAAGUCCAGCUUAUUAUCAAUUCUUUUGAUGUCGCCUGCCAUCUUAGGAAUUCAUAUUGACGACAUUGAAGAAGGUACCACGUUUGCUCCAGCAUUCUCUAUUAACUUAGAAAAUGAUACCAUUGUCGAUUAUUCAAAUCAUCGCUUCGAUUGGGUUCCAAAAGGAGGGCUUCAAGAACGAAAAAAUGUCAAGAGUUGUGCUCUUGGUGUUGCUAGCGUCGCCUCAGCAUUCGCAAGUGGAGCAUCUGCUGCAGCUGCAUGGUAUGCUGUCUUCCACAAGGCUGCUGGUGAAGCAAAAUACGAAUCUGACAACAAAAAUUGUGGUGUUCAUCAUCAUGUUGUUGAUACUCCUUCUCGUAAGAUGCGUUAUGUCUAUUCUUCUUCUGGUGGAGACUGUAGUUCAACAGCACAAGAAUCAACAAUCGAAGGUUCAUUAGAUAAGGCUUACAGAACUUAUAUUAAAAGCCACUACGACCAUAUCUGGUGCAUGGAGUUAACCCACGGAGGAACUUGGAAGGGAUAUUUGCUUAUUGGUCCAGAUGGUAAUUGGCCAAGCAACUUAAGUUGUGGAGAUAGCUCAAGUGGUACAUGUGUCAGCGGUGGAAAGAAUGACGAUCACACCUAG